UUUAUGACUGAGCAAGAGAGCGAAGGUUGGGUUGUCUUUAUGAAGGAACAGAAGAGCGGAGAGGGAAAGAGUGUCUGGACUUGAAGAGAGACGUUUCCCUGCGCUCGUGCUUGUAACAAGAGGAUUCUCUGCGGGUCUGAAUUUUUUUCUGGAACGAGACUAUCCUAUUCGUAAGGCUUCAGGAUGUCAGGACCUAUGGAGAUCACCGGGUUUCUGAUGGCAAUAGCAGGGUGGAUGCUGUCUGGAUUCUCUUUGGCAAGCAAUUACUGGAAGAUUUCAACCAUUCAGGGAAGCGUGAUCACGAGCUCCAGGCUGUAUGAAAAUCUGUGGAAGUCUUGCGCCCAGGACAAUACUGGUGUUUUCAACUGUCGAGAGUUUGAGUCUCUGCUUGGCCUAUCUUCCUACGUUCAAGCAUGUCGUGCCCUGAUGAUCAUUUCUAUUAUUUUGGGAGUUUUGGGCACUCUGAUGGCUUUGUUCGGGCUGAAAUGUACCAACAUUGGGGCAACGGACGAGACUAAAAAAGGAAAGAUUGCCCUGUCUGGUGGGCUUGUCUACGUUUUUGCAGGUGUUUGUUGUUUAGUACCAAUUUCCUGGUACGCCUUCAAUGUCACUCAAGAUUUCUACAACCCCAUCUACGCUGGGACCAGGUAUGAGUUAGGAUCUGCUCUCUACAUUGGAUGGGCAGGAGCAAGUCUGCUCAUCCUUGGUGGCUCAUUCUUGUGUUGCUCUUGCAAAAGGAAUCCAAAAGGCUACAAAUAUUCUGCUCCCAAGAGUGGUCAACGGAUCUACACAAAGUCGGAAACAUCUCAAUCAAAGGCCUACGUCUAAACCAAGAAGUCAACAAAAAUUUUUACCUUUUAUGUUACUCAGAUCUCAGAAACUCUUAUAGAAAAAACAUUUGUAUUUUGUCAAAAUCAUAUAGCACUCUGUGAAGCAUUUAAAUACGUAGACUAGAUUUCCAUUUGGCAGUACUGAAUAUUUUGCAUGUUCUAUCAAUGACAAUGCCAGACUUUUUCCUUUUUAAAGCUAUUAAAAUAAUCAUGGCCUAGUAGACUCAGUAGUUUUGGACUCCCAAGUCCAGAAAGUUUUGCGUGUUUAAAUCGUAUAUCUUUUUAAUAUCUCAUGCCAGAAUAUCUCUGGAUAGAGUAUAUAGUUUCAGACUUGAAAUGUGCAUGCAACUGCCAGGAUAGUGGAAGGCGAACUGUGGGACCUUUGUCUGUUUUCGCCUUGCAACUUCUUAUGUUCUUGUGAAUACAAAACAGCCAGAGCGAUUUUGUGGUAAUUCGCUGCAAAGUUCUCAAAGAAGCUAACCUGCAACUGAGAAACUGUAGCCUUUAUCUCCUCCAGCUAUGCUUUCAAUUAAAUUUGUUAUAUGUGAUUUACUUACUUUUUUUUCCCUACACAUAUGCUCUUUCCUGAGUUUUGCAUGGAUCACAGUACUGACCUCAUUUUGUAGUCUUUUUGUAUGUGGGUAGUUUUAUUUGCUUUCAUUAGCAAAAAAAAAUUGUAGAUCUGUAAAUGCUUCAAUUAACUCUAACAUUCUUGCUGAAUUUGUAAGAUACAUAAUAAAAUUUUUAAAACUA
Messenger RNA from Callorhinchus milii (elephant shark), 1583 nucleotides. It is a transcript of the gene cldn18, whose product is annotated as claudin 18. The record is from RefSeq and is a predicted model, not a curated record. The transcript is spliced from 5 exons. Gene Ontology annotation, cellular component: bicellular tight junction; plasma membrane. Gene Ontology annotation, biological process: bicellular tight junction assembly; cell adhesion. Gene Ontology annotation, molecular function: structural molecule activity. NCBI's taxonomy places the organism in Eukaryota, Metazoa, Chordata, Chondrichthyes, Chimaeriformes, Callorhinchidae. Bases 184 to 828 code for a protein of 214 amino acids.